UAAUGCAUUUGAAAUAUCAUAUAUAUCAUAUUGUUUAUAUUCUUGACAAUUAACAAUUCAGAUGGCUAGUUUAAAAUUCAACAAUUCAAUUUCUUGAAUUCGCUUUAAAUAACUUGUAUGCUAGAUGAUAUUCGUCUUUAUCCCGCAAUUGUGGCGCCCUCUUUUAUUCACAACAAUGACAUAUGUAACUAGGCCAUCUACAUCUGCUUCUUCGGCUAUCGCUAUCGCAGGAGCAGAAGAGGGCCGGUAUAAUCCCUCUUAGCUUUCCUUCUGACAAUAUUUUAUGAAGCACGAGCACGUGUUGUAACGAAACAUUGCGCAAUUUGUAAAAUAAUAUGUAGAACAGGUUACUGUUCGAAAAAAUAUUCAGUCAUGUCAGAAAAUUUUGAAGAAGGUCAAUUCAGUGAUGCUGACGAGGAUGAAAUGUCUUUGACACAAAGGGAAAACCCUACUUUCAAAGGAAAACCCUUAUUUAAUAUGGAAUCCAAAAAGCAGCUAGAGACAGAAUUGAUCAAUCUGCAUAUUACAGAUGAUAAAAUGAUCAAUGUUGAAGACAAUGACGACAAUUACUUAUAUAACAAUGAUUAUGAUUUGGAUGAAGAAAAGAAUACUAUUGUAAAGACAAAUUUGCAGAGGCCCAACAUUCAAAAUGCAUCUACCAAGGUGUCAAAUUAUCAACCUAAACACAAAUUGUUAUCUCGUUAUGCGAAUAAGAUUAAUUUGGAAAAGUAUGCGGGACCAUCGUUGCCAAGCCACGUAGCUAAUGUAUUGAUUGAAAAUGAUAAACGUGUUGAUAAAGAUCGUGUGAGAACAAAAGAUAAAAGUGAUCAUGCAACAAAUGAGAAUGUAUUGGAUUCACGUAUAAAAAAGAAAUUACACAAGUUGUUUGAAAGAGGGAUUUUGGCAGAGAUAAAUGGUUGUAUCUCAACUGGGAAGGAAGCCAAUGUAUAUUAUGCAAAGUCAAAAAACGAAGAUGAAAUUGCUAUUAAGAUAUAUCGGACAUCCAUUCUGACGUUUAAAAAUCGGGAGAAGUAUAUCAGGGGUGAAUACCGUUUUGAUCAUGUGCAUUCUCUACACAAUCCACGCAAAAUGGUAAAAAUUUGGGCGGAAAAGGAAUUUUCUAAUUUAAAGCGUUUGGAACAGGGUGGUGUCCAUGCACCGCAGCCAAUCUUGUAUGGUGGGCAUAUGCUGCUGAUGGAGUUCUUAGGUUCAGAUGGCUGGGCAGCACCUAAAUUGAAGGAUGCAGUACUUACAGAAUCAAAAUCAAGGAUGUUAUACAGAGAAUGUAUAGAAAUUAUGUGGAAGAUGUACAACAAGUGCAGACUUGUUCAUGCUGAUUUAAGUGAAUAUAAUUUGCUGUAUCACAACGGAUCGAUUGUAGUCAUUGAUGUUUCGCAAGCUGUGGAUCGUGAUCAUUGCAAUGCAACAGAAUUUCUCAGAAACGAUUGUAGCAAUAUUACAGCGUUUUUUAAAAAGCAUGACGUAGGAGUUAUGCCUCUUCAAGCAUUGUUUGAUUUCAUAACGGAUCCAACUGUAAAUGAAAAUAAUAUGGAUGAGUAUCUGGAUAUUUGGAUUCAGGAGGCAAAUCGAGAAAAUGAUUCACAGCAACAACAAAUAGAAGAAGCAGUUUUUAAACAUGCUUAUAUUCCUCAAAGAUUGACUCAGGUGAUCAAUGUGGAACGUGAUAUAAAUCUCGCGAAAUCUGGGAAAAAUUUGAUUUAUAAGACACUAAUAGGCUUAAAAGCAGACUUGUCCAAACCUGCAGAAACACCGGAGAUCCUCGCUAGCAAACAUAAAGAUAAAGAUAAAGAUAUGAAGAAAGAAAAUGAUUCCUAUACUUCUUCUGAAAAUAGUGACAAUUCCGACAAUGAAAAUGAAAGCGAAACAAGCAGUGAAGAUAAUAAACAAAGCAAAUUCGUAAAUUCAGCUAGACCUAGAAACGAAAGUCCCGAAAGUAGAAAAGCGCGCAAAAAAGCAAUCAAAGAACAACAGGCGGAAAAGCGAAAAGUCAAAAUAAAAAAGCAUAUAAAAAAACGUAAAAUAAAAAUAUUGAAAGGAGGAAAAUAAACAUUUAUAAAAAAAAAUUAUGCAAUCUAUACAUUAAUGAUUAUCGGUUAAGUUCUUAACACAUUCAAGGAAAAAAAAGAUACAAAAA
Messenger RNA from Pogonomyrmex barbatus (red harvester ant), 2155 nucleotides. It is a transcript of the gene RIOK1, whose product is annotated as RIO kinase 1. Gene Ontology annotation, molecular function: ATP binding; protein serine/threonine kinase activity. The record is from RefSeq and is a predicted model, not a curated record. NCBI's taxonomy places the organism in Eukaryota, Metazoa, Arthropoda, Insecta, Hymenoptera, Formicidae.